CCGCGAUCAACUGAUGUUCAAAGUUGCGGAUAUCUCGAGAUUCGCACGUGCGUUGGAUCUGAUCGGAAAACAGCGGUCCUGAUCGAGCCUCGGCUUAACCCACCCUGCACCAGCCGAGCCACGCGACUUCCGACAUCAUACCUUCUUGCUGGCGAGAACUUCUAAGCUCCACUGCUCUGCUUCAGUUUGUGCGAAUUUGGAUACCAUGGCUACGAUUGCUCGAGCUCUGCGACCACUUGCCCGGUCUGCCGCUGUAUGUUCCCGCCAGGUGCGACCUGCUUUGGCCAGGUCCGCCCCGCAGCAAAUACGAUGCCUCUCAGCGACCGCCCCGCGACGUGAAGCCGACCUCUCUGAUAUCCCGCCGACACCUAUCACGCAUCUGUCCGAGACCGAAACGUUGAUGGCCGACUCGGUGUCCAAGUUCGCUCAGGAAGCCAUUCUCCCAAAGGUUCGCGAAAUGGAUGAGGCAGAGGAGAUGGAUCCCACUGUUGUGGAGCAGCUGUUCGAGCAGGGUCUUAUGGGCAUUGAGAUUCCAGAGGAUUUUGGUGGCUCUGGCAUGAACUUCACCUCUGCCAUUAUCGCCAUUGAGGAGCUGGCGCGUGUCGACCCCAGCGUCAGUGUUAUGUGCGAUGUUCACAACACCUUGGUCAACACCGCCAUUCUGAAGUGGGGCUCUGAGCAACUGAAGAGAAAGUGGUUGCCCAAGCUUGCCACUAACACUGUUGGUUCCUUCUGUCUUUCGGAGCCGGUCUCCGGAUCCGAUGCCUUUGCUCUGGCCACGAAAGCCACGCGCACUGAGAACGGCUACAAAAUCAAUGGCAACAAGAUGUGGAUCACUAACAGCAAGGAGGCGAAUUUCUUCAUUGUGUUCGCCAACCUAGAUCCGAGCAGGAAGUACAAGGGCAUCACAGCUUUCAUCAUCGAGAAGGGAACCCCAGGCUUCUCCAUCGCGAAGAAGGAGAAGAAGCUCGGUAUCAAGGCCAGCAGCACCUGCGUGCUCAACUUCGAUGAUGUCGAGAUUCCAAAGGAGAACCUUCUUGGAAACGAAUUCGAAGGAUACAAGUACGCUAUUGGUCUCUUGAACGAGGGUCGAAUCGGUAUUGCCGCGCAGAUGACUGGAUUGUCCCUGGGUGCCUUUGAGAAUGCCGCUGGCUAUGCGUGGAAUGACCGCAAGCAGUUCGGCCAACUUAUCGGCGAGUUCCAGGGCAUGCAGCACCAGAUGGCACAGGCUUGGACCGAAAUCCAAGCUGCCCGUGCGCUUGUCUAUAACGCGGCCCGCAAGAAGGAGGCCGGCGAAGAUUUCGUCAUGGAUGCGGCCAUGGCUAAGCUCUACGCUUCGCAGGUUGCUGGCAAGGUCUCUAGCUUGGCUGUUGAGUGGAUGGGAGGUAUGGGUUUCGUCAGGGAAGGCCUUGCAGAGAAGUACUUCCGUGACAGCAAGAUCGGCGCCAUCUACGAGGGAACCAGCAACAUCCAGUUGACCACUAUCGCGAAGCACCUGCAGAAGACGUAUACCAAGUAAAAGUCGAGCGUUGUUUGUACCAUAGCAUAUGCACUAUCUGGAGUUCUUUGGGAUCCAGGCGUAUCCUGCAUUGACGUUUGUUGCGCUUGCUUGUACUUGUAUAGGUGCAAAUUUUGAGAAAGGCUAUUGGCUGCUCAUUCCGUAC
Molecule: messenger RNA, 1664 nt
Organism: Westerdykella ornata
Lineage: Eukaryota; Fungi; Ascomycota; Dothideomycetes; Pleosporales; Sporormiaceae
Product: acyl-CoA dehydrogenase NM domain-like protein
Exons: 4
Coding region: 206-1519 (437 amino acids)
Cellular component (GO): mitochondrion
Molecular function (GO): flavin adenine dinucleotide binding; acyl-CoA dehydrogenase activity
Source: RefSeq, a predicted model, not a curated record